CAUUACUACAAAAUCCUGCUGCAAAUCAAAUUCCAACUCAAACCUAUGUUCCAGUAGACAAUGUUUCUUUGAAUUUACCUCAAAAUGAUACAGAAUGGUUUGAUAAUAUAGAAGAUAAAUAUAAUAUAAAUACUGAUAAAAAAUAG
Messenger RNA from Racocetra persica, 146 nucleotides. NCBI's taxonomy places the organism in Eukaryota, Fungi, Glomeromycota, Glomeromycetes, Diversisporales, Gigasporaceae. The record is from the annotation of a GenBank genome assembly.